Messenger RNA from Zymoseptoria tritici IPO323, 696 nucleotides. RefSeq lists its product as uncharacterized. The transcript is spliced from 5 exons. The record is from RefSeq and is a predicted model, not a curated record. NCBI's taxonomy places the organism in Eukaryota, Fungi, Ascomycota, Dothideomycetes, Mycosphaerellales, Mycosphaerellaceae. The coding region runs from base 1 to 696 and encodes 231 amino acids.
AUGCGCUUCUUCGCCGUCACGCUCUGGCUUCUGCCACUGUUGCUACCCUCCCGGCGUCAUCCCAACUCAAUCCUCUUUUCCCUCCAGCGACACGUUCGACACCGACACGUCGACUUUGCCGCCUACAGCAUACAGCGAUCACAUCAUCAUACAACCAAAGAAGCAAAACCGAAAACGAAAACAUCAACACACCUCGCCGCAAUGCGCUUCUUCGCCACACUGUGCUUCCUCUCAACCCUCCUCAUCCCAUUCGCCACAGCGCAAAUGGGUCCUGAAUGCCAGUACAAGAAUAUCUGCGACUGCUGCACGCCUCAAGGGUCUGAGUCCAGUGACUCAACUGGAUACUGUCACACGAAAGACAACGGGAACACGCACUAUUGCCUGCCGCCAGCCGUGAUUUCCAACUCUCAAGGUAGCCCAACAACCCGCCUCGGUCGAUCGACGAACACUUCGAGCUCUCACUGCAACACGCCGGCAUCCACGAACGAAUCUCAAACCGGCCAAAAAGCACAAUUCGACUCUCAGCAAGCGGACUCGACCAAACAACCCAUCAAUAUGAACUUCUUCGUCUUGGCCUCCACGCUGCUACUUGCGCUUCGCGCUUGCGCAGCGCCAAUACCCGUCAAGGCACCGGAUGCCUCUCUUUCACCCGACCCGGAUUGCGAUCUCGCCAAUAAUUGCGGUGGUCGCGCUUGA